Messenger RNA from Chanos chanos (milkfish), 1088 nucleotides. It is a transcript of the gene sf3a2, whose product is annotated as splicing factor 3a, subunit 2. Gene Ontology annotation, biological process: spliceosomal complex assembly. NCBI's taxonomy places the organism in Eukaryota, Metazoa, Chordata, Actinopteri, Gonorynchiformes, Chanidae. The record is from RefSeq and is a predicted model, not a curated record. The coding region runs from base 111 to 1028 and encodes 305 amino acids. Gene Ontology annotation, molecular function: nucleic acid binding; zinc ion binding. The transcript has 8 exons. Gene Ontology annotation, cellular component: U2-type prespliceosome; catalytic step 2 spliceosome; nucleus.
CGCAGUACAUCGCUCUUGGUGGCAAGCGUGAGUUAGACGUUGAGGGAUUAUUCAACGCCUGUAUCCUCAAUUAUCUCAGUCUGUGUUGGUGAAUCCACUGCAUUGCUGAGAUGGAUUUCCAGCACAGAGCUGGAGGAAAGACGGGGAGCGGAGGGGUUGCCUCCGCCUCCGAGAGCAACCGAGACCGCAGAGAGCGUUUAAGGCAGCUCGCCUUGGAAACCAUCGACAUCAACAAGGACCCGUACUUUAUGAAGAAUCAUCUUGGCUCUUACGAGUGUAAGCUAUGUCUCACACUUCACAACAACGAGGGUAGUUACCUGGCUCACACUCAAGGCAAGAAGCAUCAGACCAACUUGGCCAGAAGAGCGGCCAAGGAAGCCAAAGAAGCCCCUGCCCAGCCUGCCCCAGAGAAGGUCAAAGUCGAGGUGAAGAAGUUUGUGAAAAUCGGCCGACCGGGAUACAAAGUCACGAAACAGAGAGAUCCAGAGACUGGUCAACAGAGUCUGCUCUUCCAGAUUGAUUAUCCUGAGAUAGCUGAGGGCAUAGGGCCCAGGCAUCGUUUCAUGUCUGCGUAUGAGCAGCGGAUCGAACCUCCUGACAGACGCUGGCAGUACCUGCUGCUGGCUGCCGAACCCUAUGAGACCAUCGCCUUCAAGGUUCCCAGUAGAGAGAUAGACAAAGCAGAGGGGCGAUUUUGGACGCACUGGAACAAAGAAACCAAACAGUUCUUUCUCCAGUUCCACUUUAAGAUGGAGAAAGCUGUUCCUCCACCCGGCGGCCCUCCACCUCCGAUGGGGGUGAAACGACCCGCGCCGCUGAUGACGGGGCUCACCCCCCAACCCCCCAGCGACCCUAUGCCCCCACCUCCGCCCGGAGGCAUGCACAUGCCCCCGUUACCCCCCGGUGCUCCUGCCCCUCCCCAAAUGCCCCCUCAGAUGCCCCCUCCCGGUGGCCUUCCGCCCCACCUGCGGCCGCCCCUGUCUGCCGACGGUCCAGCCGGGAUCCCUCCACCCCCACCCAGCAGCUGAGGAGAUUCAGGAUCCCGAAAUCGGCUUUGGAUUUAAUAUUAAUUUGUUUUUUACUGUGGA